UCUCUCUGCUAUAUUGAAGGUGCCAUGUUUUCCCUUUUUCUAAAGUGAAAUAAUUCUCACGUUUUCUUGUUCAAUUUGAAAGAAAAUACAAUGGGAGAUCAUCUGCGGCUGAGUUUUCCGUUUGCGACUCGGCGCUUUUUGGAUCCUCAGCCUCGUGUACUUGAGUUGACUCGAACCGACUCGGAUUCCUCCGACUCAGGUGUUACUAUUCAGAGCUUCAGAGAUCCUACUGCAGAUGCACAACAGCAGGGAAACACUAUGGUUUGGACAAAUGAGAAGCACAACUCUUAUCUUGAUUUCUUAGAAGCAUCAUUUGUAAAGAAGUUGCAUUAUUCUAAGAGUUUACAUGGCUGUCACCAACAAAUGGGAAUGUGGAACAAUGUCCAUUCCCACAACAGCCACAAGAAGGACAUCAUUCUUCUCAUCAGUUUUCAGUACUACGAGUGGCUGUGGCCAGAAGAUGAACCAUAAGAGUCAUGACCAUUUCUUGGAAAGCACAGCUGACUCUGGUGCUGUCAUGGAAAGUCCAAGGUUAGGUUUAGGUCUGCAGACAAAAGCAGCAUAACAUUCCUGUUCCAAGAGAAACUGUGGUUCCCAGUGAUGGAAUAUACUUGGGAAGUAGUACAAACUUUUCUUGCAAAUCAGCAGUAAAUUCAGAGCAGAAUCCCAUCAUUGAUCCAUGCAAUCACAGCCUGGGUAGCUGCACCGCAGGUAAAUCUACUUAUAAGCCU
Messenger RNA from Hibiscus syriacus, 731 nucleotides. Its product is annotated as cold-regulated protein 28-like. The record is from RefSeq and is a predicted model, not a curated record. NCBI's taxonomy places the organism in Eukaryota, Viridiplantae, Streptophyta, Magnoliopsida, Malvales, Malvaceae. The transcript is spliced from 3 exons. Bases 91 to 471 code for a protein of 126 amino acids. Gene Ontology annotation, biological process: regulation of circadian rhythm; response to cold.